Eptesicus fuscus (big brown bat) is the source of this 936-nucleotide messenger RNA. Its product is annotated as olfactory receptor 51F1. NCBI's taxonomy places the organism in Eukaryota, Metazoa, Chordata, Mammalia, Chiroptera, Vespertilionidae. Gene Ontology annotation, cellular component: membrane. The record is from RefSeq and is a predicted model, not a curated record. Gene Ontology annotation, molecular function: G protein-coupled receptor activity; olfactory receptor activity. The transcript has a single exon. Gene Ontology annotation, biological process: G protein-coupled receptor signaling pathway. Bases 1 to 936 code for a protein of 311 amino acids.
AUGGAGAUCUUCAGUAACUUGACUUCUACAUUUCCAACUUUCUUGUUGACCGGCAUUCCUGGCCUGGAGUCUGUCCAUGCCUGGAUCUCCAUUCCCUUCUGCUGUCUUUAUGCCAUUGCCCUCUCUGGGAACAGCAUGAUCCUGUUUGUCAUCAUCACCCAGCACAGUCUCCAUGAGCCCAUGUACUAUUUCCUCUCCAUGCUGUCAGCUGCUGACUUGGGCUUGACUAUUUCUACAAUGUCAACGACAUUAGCUAUCUUCUGGUUUAAUGCAAGAGAAAUCAGUCUAGAUAGCUGCAUUAUCCAGAUGUUUUUUCUUCAUGGAUUUACUUUCAUAGAAUCUGGGGUGCUGGUGGCCAUGGCCUUUGACCGCUUUGUGGCAAUCUGUAACCCUCUAAGGUACACUGCUAUUCUCACUAAUUCCAGAAUUAUUCAGAUGGGUCUCUUAAUCAUUUUACGCACUGUAAUAUUAAUAGUGCCACUACUCUUACUCCUUAAGCCCCUCUCCUUCUGUAAAGUAAAUGUCCUUUCCCAUUCUUACUGUUACCAUCCAGAUUUAAUUAAAUUAGCAUGUUCAGAUACUUGGGCCAACAACAUCUGUGGAUUAAUUGGUCUCAUUCUGACCACAGGAGUGGAUACACCAUGCAUUGUCCUGUCUUAUAUCUUGAUCAUUCGCUCUGUGCUCAGUAUGGCCUCCCCCAAAGAACGGCACAAGGUCUUUAGUACUUGUGUCUCUCACGUUGGGGCGGUUGCCAUUUUCUACAUCCCCAUGAUUAGCUUGUCCUUGGUGCAUCGCUAUGGCCGAUCAGCCCCCAAAGUGGUCCAUUCAAUGAUGGCCAAUAUAUACUUGCUUUUGCCCCCUGUGCUCAACCCUGUCAUCUAUAGUGUGAAAACAAAACAGAUUCGCAAGGCUAUACUUAGUCUUCUUACAAAAUAA